Molecule: messenger RNA, 769 nt
Organism: Salvia miltiorrhiza (redroot sage)
Lineage: Eukaryota; Viridiplantae; Streptophyta; Magnoliopsida; Lamiales; Lamiaceae
Product: mitochondrial import inner membrane translocase subunit Tim9
Exons: 2
Coding region: 207-488 (93 amino acids)
Source: RefSeq, a predicted model, not a curated record
AAAAUGUAAUCUCAAAAAAUAAUGUUUUGUUCAAAAUGUUGGCCGAGGGCGAUCCGGUCAUUUUAGGAAACAGAAAAAAAUAAAACAGGGGAGGAGCACCGUUUUGACUCCUUGUGUUUCUAGGGUUUUUGAAGAAGUAGUCUCCAAACCCUCGCAGGGUUGUACUCCGUGAAGCUUCGGUUGUACGUUCAAGAAACUCAUCGACAAUGGACAAGAGCAUGCUCGGAGAUCUGGACGCUCUUCCCGAGGAGGAUAAGCUCCGAAUGUCUUCCAUGAUCGACCAGCUCCAAAUCCGCGACAGUUUAAGGAUGUAUAAUACACUUGUGGAAAGAUGUUUCACCGACUGUGUCGACACAUUCAGGCGCAAAACUCUAGAUAAGCAAGAAGAGACUUGUGUCCGCAGAUGUGCGGAGAAAUUCUUAAAGCACUCUAUGCGCGUCGGCAUGAGGUUUGCCGAGCUAAACCAAGGAGCUGCCACACCAGAUUAAGAUGCAGUCACAGACCUUUUCCGUUGGUAGGCGUUGUUCCUACUUGCCAACUUUGAGGGCAUUCCAUUACAUUAAUAGUUUUUGAAGAUUUGCUUUGGUUAGGACUUAUUACUAAUGCUACUUAUUUGGACGCAAUAAGGUAAGAUAUCGUUUCUUGUAACGUUAUUGAAGCUGUUACAGACUCCCUGCAGCUUAUUCUUUUCAAUUUUGAUUAUGUCAAAUAUUGUUAUAUGAGAUUAUCAAUAUUUGGUUUUUAGUAACAUUUAAAUAUUCCGAUUCUA